AUGUCUUCCGCCAUGGAUUUUUGGGCUUUGGGAUUUGCUACUUCCACUAAGAAGCUUUCUGGUGAGUCCAAGACUCAGGAGGAGGAGGCGUCAAUGGAGAAGGCAGACAACGGUAAAGUUGCUGAGGCUCUGCCUGCUGCUCCUGCCGAGUCUGCAUCUGCCAAGUCCAUUGCCAUGUCUUCCGCCAUGGACGUUUGGGCUUUGGGAUUUGCUACUUCCACUGUGAAGCUUUCUGGGGAGUCCAGGACUCGGGAGGAGGAGGGGUCAGUGGAGAAGGCAGACAACUGUGUAGCAGGUAAAGUUGCUGAGGCUGCACCUGCCAAGUCCAUCGCCAUGUCUUCCGCCAUGGACGUUUGGGCUUUGGGAUUUGCUACUUCCACCAAGGAGCUUUCUGGUGAGUCCAGGACUCAGGAGGGGGUGCCAGUGGAGAAGGCAGAGAAUGGAGGUAAAGUUCAUAAGGCUGCGCCUGCUGCCCCUGCUAAGGCUGCAGCCGUCAAGUCCGCCGCCAUGUCUUCCGCAAUGGACGUUUGGGCUUUGGGAUUUGCUACUUCCACCAAGGAGCUUUCUGGUGAGUCCAGGACUCAGGAGGGGGUGCCAGUGGAGAAGGCAGAGAAUGGAGGUAAAGUUCAUAAGGCUGCGCCUGCUGCCCCUGCUAAGGCUGCAGCCGUCAAGUCCGCCGCCAUGUCUUCCGCAAUGGACGUUUGGGCUUUGGGAUUUGCUACUUCCACCAAGGAGCUUUCUGGUGAGUCCAGGACUCAGGAGGGGGUGCCAGUGGAGAAGGCAGAGUAUGGAGGUAAAGUUCAUAAGGCUGCGCCUGCUGCCCCUGCUAAGGCUGCAGCCGUCAAGUCCGCCGCCAUGUCUUCCGCAAUGGACGUUUGGGCUUUGGGAUUUGCUACUUCCACCAAGGAGCUUUCUGGUGAGUCCAGGACUCAGGAGGGGGUGCCAGUGGAGAAGGCAGAGAAUGGAGGUAAAGUUCAUAAGGCUGCGCCUGCUGCCCCUGCUAAGGCUGCAGCCGUCAAGUCCGCCGCCAUGUCUUCCGCAAUGGACGUUUGGGCUUUGGGAUUUGCUACUUCCACCAAGGAGCUUUCUGGUGUGUCCAGGACUCAGGAGGAGGUGUCAGUGGAGAAGGCAGAGAAUGGAGGUAAAGUUCAUAAGGUUGCGCCUGCUGCCCCUGCUGAGGCUGCAGCCGUCAAGUCCACCGCCAUGUCUUCCGCCAUGGACGUUUGGGCUUUGGGAUUUGCUACUUCCACUAAGGAGCUUUCUGGAGAUAAAGUUUAUAAGGCUGCGCCUGCUGCCCCUGCUACCCCUGCUGAGGCUGCAUCCACCAAGUCCAUCGCCAUGUCUUCCGCCAUGGACGUUUGGGCUUUGGGAUUUGCUACUUCAACCGAGGAGCUUUCUGGUAAAGUUCAUAAUGCUAAGCCUGCUGUUCCUGCUGAGGCUGCAGCCGCCAAGCCUGCGACUCCUGCUGAAGCUGCAAAACCAAAAUCCAAAUUUGCUGCUAUACCCGCUAAACUUGAGAAUGAAUCUGAUGACGACGAGCCUGGAGAGGAUAUGUCUGUUGAUCAUGAUGAUGACAAGAACUGUAGCUGUAAGCGCAAACAGGAAGGCUUGGAUCGACAAGACAAGAUAGAUAGAACGUGGAGUGGGUGUACAUAA
Messenger RNA from Linum trigynum, 1656 nucleotides. The record is from the annotation of a GenBank genome assembly. NCBI's taxonomy places the organism in Eukaryota, Viridiplantae, Streptophyta, Magnoliopsida, Malpighiales, Linaceae.